Messenger RNA from Stereum hirsutum FP-91666 SS1, 312 nucleotides. RefSeq lists its product as uncharacterized. The record is from RefSeq and is a predicted model, not a curated record. The transcript is spliced from 2 exons. The coding region runs from base 1 to 312 and encodes 103 amino acids. NCBI's taxonomy places the organism in Eukaryota, Fungi, Basidiomycota, Agaricomycetes, Russulales, Stereaceae.
AUGACCAAUCCCGCUGAUCGCGAUGAAGCACGUCAGGUUAUGCUCCAGAACCUCGAGCGCACCCUUCAAGACGAGGUGUGUACUGCUCGCAAGGAGCUUGCUGCAGUCGAUCAACAAUCCCGGCGCUUCGACGUGGAUGAAUUCGAGGCAGAUAAGCAUCGGCAUCGUCGCAGUAUUGCCGGGUAUCAUCAAGUCAUCGAACUGUUGAAGCAAGGCGACGAUGCCUUUAGGUGUGCAAUGCUGGACGGGGUCUUGAUCUUCGAGGGCCACAGUGUGAACAAACACCAGUUCCGAGUUCUCUACGGAUGGUGA